Sipha flava (yellow sugarcane aphid) is the source of this 892-nucleotide messenger RNA. Its product is annotated as activating transcription factor 7-interacting protein 1-like. Gene Ontology annotation, biological process: regulation of DNA-templated transcription. Bases 236 to 892 code for a protein of 218 amino acids. Lineage: Eukaryota; Metazoa; Arthropoda; Insecta; Hemiptera; Aphididae. Gene Ontology annotation, cellular component: nucleus; transcription regulator complex. The transcript is spliced from 6 exons. The record is from RefSeq and is a predicted model, not a curated record. Gene Ontology annotation, molecular function: protein binding; transcription coregulator activity.
UUUACUAAAUUCUGUACAUUUCUUCUCAUCCUUAAUGACUCCAAAUUGAAGUGUUAUUUUAAAUUUUUAUAAAUUUUAAUCUUAGCAAAAAACAAGGAUUACUGAUCAACUGCAAGUACCAAUAAAUGUACGAACAAAAUGUAAGUCUUUGUCUACUGUUAAAAAAGACAACAUUGAUACCAUUGAUCUUACUGAGGAUGCUGUUGACGAAAAAUUAAAUAGAGAACAUACUCAAAUGGCAUAUGCUAAAAGGAAAAGCUCUAUAAAUGAAGAUCGUAGUAAAAGAAUUAUUUCAGAAGAGCGUGAAACAUAUGUACCUGUACAACUACUACAGGCUGUAAGUAUUGAGCAGACAUCGAGACAUCAUACACCAUCCCCUGCGCAGGUUCAAUCGGCUUCGAGAGAAACUCAAAUUUAUCAACAAUCUAUUAGACCUGUUGCUUUCGCUACACGUAAAAUAUCUGUACCAAAAUUGAAUGAAUCAUUAAAACCUGUUAUACCUACACUAAAACAUCCUGCUACAUUGGCUGCUGUUCCAAUACAGAGAAAUAUUCGUCAAUUAAAAAAAUCUCCACCUACACCAACAUUGAACAUUGUUAAAGAUAUGAAAAAUAAUGCGUUAAUGCUUGUUUGGAAUAUGAAUCUUAAUAGUACAUAUGCUAAAGUUGUUAGCUAUAAAAUAUAUACUCAUAAAGAAACAUCUUCAGCUCCUCUUCCUAGGUUUGAUCUAUGGAGAGAAUAUAAAACCGUCAGUGCUUUUGAUUUACCAAUGGCUUGCAAAUUAACUAAUUUUCCCAGUAACGGAAAGUACCAUUUUGCAGUAAGAGCUGUAGAUGUUUUCAACCGUAUUGGGCCAUUUAGUUUAACACGCUGUGCAAUUGUGUCUUUGUAA